AUGGAAAUAUUCCAUCUUUUCCCCAUUCUAUUCUUUCUUUUCUCACCGGUUUUCUCAUGGGAGAAAUUCGGCGGAGAAGAAGUCAAGCCUGAUGAGUUGAGAUCCUUCGCCCGUUCCGACGGCGACGAGCUACCAAUCCCUUCGGAAAUUCCGGAGAAAAUCAAGAAAUUCUGCGAGAAGGAUCCGAGCUACGAGUUCUGCAUCAAGUUGGGUCUCGGCAAGAAGGACAAGUUCUCGAAAAAUCGAUUUUCCACUGAUUCCGAGGAGGAGGAGAUUACUGUAGAUGACAUGGCCGAGACGAGAGAGGACGAGGAUGAGGUUGUCGAAGAUGAUGCUCCAACUGGAAUCGAUUGUGAAUUGGAGCCAUUGCAUCCGGGAUGUCAGAGAAACGUCUAUCUCGACGCCUUCAUCGCCUGGAAAAUCCAAAAGGAUUGUGAAGUUCGCCCUGACGGCAAAUUCUGUCGGUGUCUCGAGAAUUCUGAAUCCUCUGAUUAUGAAUCCUCACCAUCGACGACGACGUCGACACCGAAGCCCUCUCUCAACCUCUCCGAUAUUUUGCGUCGAAUUCUGGAAGCUGUCGGUGGACGAGCUCCAGAAUCCACUACAGAACCCACGACUACUCCGGAACCGACGACUACUCCAGAAUCCGCUCCAGAAUCCUCUGAAUCUGUGUCCGGACUCAACCUAUUCGCGGAUCUUUUGAGAACGGUGGUGGAGAUGGAGCAUAAUAGUCAUAGAAAUUGUGACAAGAACACUCCAGAAUCCGUGGCUUCAGAAUCCUCUCCAGAAUCGUCUCCACAACUCGACAAAUUCAUACAGCUCUUGGUACAAGUGAUGAAGUUGCAACAUGAAAUGGCUCGGAAUCAGAAUCAGGGAAAAGCGAUUCCAGAAUCCGUGGCUCCAGAAUCCUCCGAAUCCAACCAAGAUGUCUAUAUUGAGCGCCAGCCCCACCGCUUCGCUCCAAUCUACGGACGGAUUCCAGAUGACGUCGAGAAUCAGAAGCAGGAAAGCAGCGUGUGGUACUAA
Messenger RNA from Caenorhabditis remanei, 1026 nucleotides. RefSeq lists its product as uncharacterized. Bases 1 to 1026 code for a protein of 341 amino acids. The record is from RefSeq and is a predicted model, not a curated record. The transcript has 3 exons. NCBI's taxonomy places the organism in Eukaryota, Metazoa, Nematoda, Chromadorea, Rhabditida, Rhabditidae.